Molecule: messenger RNA, 1072 nt
Organism: Sebastes umbrosus (honeycomb rockfish)
Lineage: Eukaryota; Metazoa; Chordata; Actinopteri; Perciformes; Sebastidae
Gene: erg28
Product: ergosterol biosynthesis 28 homolog
Exons: 5
Coding region: 182-676 (164 amino acids)
Cellular component (GO): membrane; endoplasmic reticulum
Molecular function (GO): protein-macromolecule adaptor activity
Source: RefSeq, a predicted model, not a curated record
GAUUGGAUGGAGCCAUGUCUUAAACUCUUGUUAUUGGAAGACUCACCAUAGUGUACAUAACACCAUAACACGGCUGGCUUGAGUCCUGCUUAAUUGUUUUAUAUAUCCAGUCCUCUCUCGGGAACAUGUUCAACAUGCUAGUAUAGAGGCUGUCAGGUGAUUCUCACGGACAGACAACAACAUGAGUCGCUUUCUGAACGUCCUGAGGAGCUGGUUGGUGAUGGUGUCCGUCAUCGCGAUGGGAAACACCCUGCAGAGUUUCAGAGAUCACAGCUUUUUAUCAGAGAAGCUCUACACGGGCACACCAGAGUUUGUGAACGGUCUCCAAGCUCGAACAUUCGGUAUCUGGACGUUGCUGUCGUCGAUCAUUCGCUGCUCUUGUGCCAUUGAUAUCCAGAACAGAACGCUGUAUCACAUCACCUUGUGGACAUUUGUGCUGGCGUUGGGCCACUUCCUGUCUGAAGCCUUCAUCUACAAAACUGCUCCUCUGACUAUCGGGGUCAUGGCACCUCUCAUUGUGGCAAUGACCACCAGACACCAGUGGACUUAUCCUAGUGUGCUGCUUCUUGCCUUGAAGAACAUGAGAUCUGGAUCUACAUUAAUGUCCUACUGUAACACUUUCUAUAGGCUCCAUACACCGCUCUAUCUGGACUGUAUUUCAUGUUUUUUAAACUGACAUUUUGUAGUUCACAGUGCAAUCAGAAACAGUUUGACAAAAGGUUUAUAUGUUAUAAUUAAUUAAUUCUCAAGUGAUCAAUACAUGUUGGUUUCAUUUAGUUAAUUUUGUAGUAUUUGAACUGUCAGUGCUGAAUGAAGUGUGUCUAUGCUCAUAAUUAAUUCAGCGUAGAUUUCUUUGAGAAUGUUUUAUUUCUCCAGACAUCCACUUGUACAUUGUUUUCAAUUCAUGAUCUACCAAAGAACUCAGAUGACAAUACAGUAUAAAAUUAUGCUCUUCAUUACAGUCUAUUAUUCCUAUUAACCAGUCAUUCUUGAUGUUUGUACUGUGCUGUGAAAUGUUUGUAGGAAUUUAAUAUGCACAAUAAUUGUCCUAUAAAACUUUUAAAAAAUGAAA